Adineta steineri is the source of this 1308-nucleotide messenger RNA. The record is from the annotation of a GenBank genome assembly. Lineage: Eukaryota; Metazoa; Rotifera; Eurotatoria; Adinetida; Adinetidae.
AUGAUUUUAAUAGCAUAUUCUCGACAUGAUCAAGUGAAGGAUGGUUUCAUUGAAAACGAUGGUAUAAAUACAUUAAUCAAAAUAGCAGAUCCAUUGUUAACAUCAAAAGAAACAGAAGAAAGAAUUUAUAGUAUGGUGGACAAGGAUAUCGAAAUUCGAAUCGAAUCAGCACGUGAAGCAGGAGCUGAUGAAGACAUGUUAGAUAAAAUACAUCGAGAACAGCUGAUGAUGCAUAAAGUUUUUAUCAAUUUACUUAAUGAUAUAGGAUUAUUGGCAUUGCAAUGUCUUCAUAUGAUAUCAUUUAAUGACAAAGCAAAAGAAAUCUUAACGACAAAUGAAGUAUUCCUAUCAAAAGUUCUAGAUAUUGCUCACGAUCGUGCCAUGAAACGAAAAAACAGACCCUUAAAAAAUACCAUUGAUGAUUUACUACGAGUAUUAGGACAAGAUAAAGGAAAUGAUAUAGAAAUUGUUCAAGAAAGAGACGAAAAUUAUGAUGGUAUGGAGUAUCCUCUUUCUCCUGUGCCAGAAGAAACUUAUUCACGAUUGCAAUCAGUAUCCGAGUUUCCUAUGCCUUCUUCUCCUCUACCAGAGGAAACAUCUUCACCUAUUCAAUUAGCAUCGGAGGUUCCUGUUCCUUCUUCUCCAUCACGAGAAAAUUCUUCACCUAUUCAAUCAACAUCGGAGGAUCCUAUUCAUCCUUCUUCUCCACCACGUGAAACUUCUUCACCUAUUCCAUCAACAUCCGAGGUUCCUACUCCCUCUCCUCCACCACGAGAAACUUCGUCACCUACUCCAUCAACAACCGAGGUUCCUGUUCCUUCUCCUCCUCCACCAGAAGAAACUGCCACAACUAUUCAACCAGUAUCGGAGAUUCCUUUUUCUUCUUCUCCUCCUCCACCACGAGAAACUUCUUCGCCUGUUCCAUCAACAACCGAAGUUCCUGAUGCUGGUUCUCCUCCACCAGAAGAAGCUACUUCACCUGUUUCAUCAACACCAGAAGUUCCUAUCAUUUCCACUCGUACAUUCGAUGAUUAUAAACAACUUCCAAUUGAAUUAUGGUCUGAGCAACAUGUCGAACAAUUUCUUAUCGAUAAUAAAUUAGAUGAAAUGGUUGCAUUAACUGAAUCUAUGAAUGGUGAAGAACUUUCUCUAUUAUAUGAUAAAUGUCAUGCGCAUCAAGAUUAUUGGAUGAUGUUCGAUCGUUUAAAUAACGAAUUAGAAAAACGAUCGGAACAACCACUUCGAAUAUCUGUAUAUCUCCGAUUUUUAAAUCGAAUACAAAAAUAUAUUCAAGUAUCAGCCUUUUAA